AUGUCCGAUCCGCUUCUGUUCGAAGACACCUUCACCGUCACGGGCGUCAACUCGCAGAAAUACGACCGCGUGUCGCGCCUGAGCUGCACCUCGUCCGACUCGCUGACGACCUUCACGCUUGAUAUCAACUCGGAGCUGUAUCCAUGCUCGGCGGGCGAGUCGCUGUCCAUGGCGCUGGCGUCGACCCUUUCGCUCGAUGGCAAAGAUGAGUCGGGGGCUAAGGGCGGCUGGCGCGAGGUCGGGAUGGGCGAGCAAACCCUGGCCAACGACUACGACUAUGUCUGCCAUGGGAAGGUGUAUCGGUUUGAAGAGGGAUCUACUGCGGGGAACAUGGCUGUCUUCGUUUCCUUUGGCGGUCUCCUGCUUUAUCUCGAGGGUCCCUACAAAAAGCUUGCGCCUUUGAAGAUUGACAACGUCUAUCUGUUGCUGAAGAAAUAG
Molecule: messenger RNA, 438 nt
Organism: Penicilliopsis zonata CBS 506.65
Lineage: Eukaryota; Fungi; Ascomycota; Eurotiomycetes; Eurotiales; Aspergillaceae
Exons: 2
Coding region: 1-438 (145 amino acids)
Biological process (GO): DNA-templated transcription
Cellular component (GO): RNA polymerase I complex; RNA polymerase II, core complex; RNA polymerase III complex
Molecular function (GO): DNA-directed RNA polymerase activity
Source: RefSeq, a predicted model, not a curated record